UGUUAUUAAAGCAGAAAAGGGCGACUGGCGGACAGCUGUUCAAACUUCAUAGCGAGGAUCGCAAUCUGAUUGGCUGAUUCCUACCGGUUCAAACUUCAUAUUGGUGUCGUUCCUCCAUUACAAAUUCAAAUCCACGUCAAUCCUCUUUCUUCUUCUUCUUCUUCUUCUCUCUCUAUCGCUAUCUGGCCGCUGUCUCCGCUGAAUUCUCUCCCUACCUGAAUCCUAACCACCGCCAUGAGCGAGAAUCAGAAUCCCCCUCUUCAGCACGGUGAUCAAUCCCCCAUUAAAGCAGCUCCUUCUCCAUCUCCUUCAGCAGAAUCCAAGGCUCCCGACUACGCCCCUUACCCGAAGCUCGACCCUAAAGACGUCGCGCCCCCUUCCGAGAAUUGGGCAGACGUUUCCAUGACCGGUGGCUCCGUUGCUGCUGCUGCUCCUCCGCCCCCGCCGUCGGAAGCGUCUCGCUCUGCUCCUCCCGGUCCUACUCCCACCCCCGGCGGCGACGCUGCUACUACCCUGCCGGCCGAGUCCAAUCCUUACGUCUCCCCUGCUCCCGCCUCCAAGAACAAGAUGGAUGCGGUGAAAGACGUGCUAGGAAAAUGGGGGAAGAAGGCGGCUGAGGCAACCAAGAUGGCCGAGGAUCUUGCUGGCAACGUCUGGCAACACCUGAAGACGGGCCCUAGCUUUGCCGAUGCUGCUGUGGGAAGGAUUGCUCAAUCCACCAAGGUGCUUGCAGAGGGUGGAUACGAGAAGGUUUUCAAACAAACGUUUGAGAGUCUUCCCGAUGAGCAACUUACCAAGACGUAUGCCUGCUACCUAUCCACCUCGGCUGGCCCUGUCAUGGGGACAUUGUACUUGUCAACCGCGAAGCUUGCAUUUUGUAGCGACAACCCUUUGUCGUACCAAGUGGGUGAUCAGACUCAAUGGAGCUAUUAUAAGGUUGUUAUCCCAUUGCAUCAACUGAAGGCUGUUAAUCCAUCGAUUAGCAAGAUCAACUCAUCCGAGAAGUACAUCCAGAUAAUCUCUAUCGACAACCACGAGUUUUGGUUGAUGGGUUUUGUAAACUACGAGAGUGCAGUGAAAAAUCUUCAAGCAGCCGUCCCUCAUCCCGUCUAGAUCGCCAGACCAGCUAGCAAAAGCUCCACGGGGAGUCAAUCAGAUGAUCAUGAAAAAAUGUUUCUGUAGAGUGUAGAAGAUAUAUAGGUGAAAAGAACCCCAAUGUACAUUUUUCUUAAAACAUUUAUUUGGUUCUCACCGUUUCUUACACCCUUACUGCCUUUACAUAUUCCUUUGGUUCGAACUCUGGAUUGUAAAUGAUUCUUGUGCUAUGUUGCGUAGGGACGUGUUUUCACUUUUAAGGGCACCUUUUUUCGCUUCCCACUUUUGUCUUCGCAGAAGAUUGGUCUAGUUUACACGUAAAGCGUAUUCGGAUUCUGAUAGCAAAGGGGUUUAAACAUUUUAGGAUUAGUACGACAGCCAUUACUGGAAUCAAAUCUCGCGCAAGGU
Linum trigynum is the source of this 1503-nucleotide messenger RNA. Lineage: Eukaryota; Viridiplantae; Streptophyta; Magnoliopsida; Malpighiales; Linaceae. The record is from the annotation of a GenBank genome assembly.